AUGAAGUUCUUCCUCCCCGCCUUUCAUUUCGCUGCUACCGCCAUGGCCCUGCCUAGCUCGGGCUCUGCUGCCGGCAUUACUCCCCACUCCAACGAGGUUGAGGACGCUGUGAACAAGUGUGGUGAUGGUGCUCACAUGUCCUGCUGCAACAAGAUCAACAAGAAUGAGGGUAUUAGCCAGAACAACAUUGGAGUCCUCUCCAAUGUCCUCGGAGCCAUUGGUAGCGAGGGUCUCGGUCUUGGCCAGGGCUGCACUCAGCUUGACAUCCCAGUCUCUGUCCUUGGAGCUGCUGGCCUGACUGAUUUUCUCAAGAAGAACUGCCAGCAGAGCGUUGCCUGCUGCCAGAACUUCAACUCCCAGGCUAAUGACAAUCUCGUCGGUAUCGCCGCUCCUUGUGUCAGCUUCGGCGACCUUCUGUAA
Messenger RNA from Penicillium digitatum Pd1, 420 nucleotides. RefSeq names its product hydrophobin family protein. The record is from RefSeq and is a predicted model, not a curated record. Gene Ontology annotation, cellular component: fungal-type cell wall. NCBI's taxonomy places the organism in Eukaryota, Fungi, Ascomycota, Eurotiomycetes, Eurotiales, Aspergillaceae. Gene Ontology annotation, molecular function: structural constituent of cell wall.